Messenger RNA from Salpingoeca rosetta, 2132 nucleotides. RefSeq names its product polymerase family. The transcript is spliced from 7 exons. The coding region runs from base 38 to 1975 and encodes 645 amino acids. The record is from RefSeq and is a predicted model, not a curated record. Gene Ontology annotation, molecular function: NAD+ poly-ADP-ribosyltransferase activity. NCBI's taxonomy places the organism in Eukaryota, Choanoflagellata, Craspedida, Salpingoecidae.
UCCAUCCAUCCAUCCAUCCAUCCACAGCACGCACACGAUGGCUGAUUUGAACAAGAAGACGGUGGCGCAGCUCAAGGCGCUGUGCAAGAAGCAAGGCCUGGAGACUGGCGGUCGCAAGGCAGACCUUGUGGCGCGGCUGGCGGCUGCAGACGACGCUGCUGACUUCACAGAGGCCGACCUGAAGAAGAAGACGGUGGCACAGCUCAAGGACCUGCUGGACGAGAAGGGGCUGUCCACCUCCGGCCGCAAGGCAGACCUCAUUGCGCGCCUCCUCGCAGGCGGUGGUGACGACGAUGACGACGGCGACGACGACAAGAAGGGCAGUGGCAGCAACGGCAAGCGCCGCGCGGCCCGUGGCGGCCAGGCCACGAAGAAGGCCAAGCAAGCAGCAGCUGCCGCGGCUGACGACGACGCCGACGAUGAUGGCGAUGAAGAAUCCGAGGAGGAAGAGGAGGAGAAGGAAGAAGCCGUGGUCAAGCGCAAGGCUGGCUCUCGCUGUGCCGUGGACAAGUUCUGCCCCAUGGCGGACAGGUUCCAUGUGUAUGAGGACCACGAAGGCGUGUGGGACUUUACCGGCAACCAGACAAACAUCGGCCAGAACAACAACAAGUUUUACAUUCUGCAACUGCUGGAGAGCGAUGACAAGCGCACGUACCACACGUGGACGCGGUGGGGCCGUGUUGGCGUGCCUGGGCAGAACAAGAUCAUGCCCGGCACCAGUCUUGCCGCGUGCAAGGCUUCGUUCAUGAAGAAGUUCAAGGACAAGACGCGCAACGACUGGUACGACCGCGCAAAUUUUGUCAAGGUCCCCGGCAAGUACGACAUGGUCCAUAUUGACUAUGGCGCGGACGAUGAGGAAACGGCCAAGCAUGAGGAGGCGCUGAAGAAGAAGAAAAAGGCGCAGGCAAAGGUGAAGAAGGUGGAGUCCAAGCUGGCGCCCUCUGUGCAGCGCCUGAUGCAACUCAUCUUCGACGUGAAGAAGAUGACGCAAGCCGUGGUGGAGAUGAAGUACGACGUGAAGAAGAUGCCGCUUGGCAAAUUGCGCCCGGAGCAGAUCAAGGCUGGUUACGAGUCGCUCAAGACCAUCGAGGACCUGCUCAAGCGCAACGCGGGCAGGCGCGCGCUGGCGGACGCCUCCAGCGAGUUUUACACCCGCAUUCCGCACGUGUUUGGCAUGCGCGUGCCACCUGUCAUUGCCACCACCGCCAUGCUCCAAGAGAAGCUGCAGCUGCUCGAGGCGCUUGAGGACAUCAAGACGGCGAUGCGCCUGAUUGACCAGGAAGGGCCCGACGCGAGCGAGCCCGAGGAGGACCAGCACUUCCGGCAGCUCAAGUGCGACCUCACCCCCGUGGAGAAGGGCACGGACAAGUUCACGCUCAUCAACGACUACCUGCAGAACACGCACGGCAGCACGCACCGCCAAUACACCAUGGAGAUUGUGGAUGCCUUUGAGGUGGACAAGGACACCGGGUACAAGGGCGGCGACAACAAGAUGCUCCUGUGGCACGGAUCCCGCAUCUCAAACUGGGCUGGCAUUCUGUCGCAAGGUCUGCGCAUUGCCCCGCCAGAGGCGCCCGUGACCGGUUACAUGUUUGGCAAGGGCGUCUACUUUGCUGAUGCGAGCAGCAAGAGCGCCAACUACUGCUUCACCAACCGCAGCAACAACACGGGCAUCCUGCUGCUGUGUGAGGUUGCCCUCGGUAAGCAGGAGGAACGCCUUAGCGCAGACUCCUACCUCCACCAGACCCUGCCAAAGACGAAGCAGAGCACGUGGGGCAAGGGCCGCGUGGCGCCCGACCCAAAGGAUACGAUAGUCAUUGACGGUGACGUCAAGGUGCCAAAGGGCAAGCUCGCGGACACGGGCGUCUCCAACCCGCACGGGUACACCCUGCAGUACAACGAGUUUAUCGUCUACAACACCAAGCAGAUUCGCUUCCGUUACCUCCUCCGCUGCAAGUUCAACUACAAGUACUGAAAUGGCUGACAUCAAACCCCUUUGCUGCUCUGUGUCUGUGCGUAUGUGUGUGUGUGUUUGCUUCUUGCUUUCCUUGCUGCCUUGUUGAUUGAACGUUGUUGUCGCCUGGUUGUGCCUUUUUUGUGCUGUCGUAAACGGCGCGUAACUGCAAACGCGG